CGCUCAUCCGAUGAAGUUCCCGGAUCAACUCGACCGCCUUUUCACAGAACAUCUCGAUGGACGACAACCUCGACGCGACUCGCUUUCGCGGCAAAAAGGAGGACUGCCGGUCACGUGACUCGUCACGCCAGCGGACGACGGCAUCUCGAUAGGGUCAUAUGCCGCUGCCACCCACACGAACUCGCGGACUCUUCCGACGCUCGAGCGGUGGAGUCCUGGCGCUGAGAUGAACCCGCUGCCCCGGUGUCGGGGAAGGUAUGCGGAAGCGGACUGACGCCGCGCACUCCGCCAGUGAGCUGAAGCAGCGGCCCGGCGAGGAGGCGGUGGGUUGUGACUCGACAGAGGCGCCGACCAUGAAGAGGCGCGUGCGGAGGUCCGGUCUGGCGUCCCGGGUGAAGAGCGCCCUCCUGUGGCUGCUGCUGGUCUACGCAUCCGUCCCGGUCUUGGUCAAACUGUGUCCGUCCAUCCAGGCCAAACUAGUUUUUCUCAACUUUGUGAGGCUGCCCUAUUUCAUCGACCUGCAGCGCCCCCUAGACCAAGGACUCAACCACACACACAACUUUUACCUGGAGCCAGAGGAGGGCCUGAAGAUCGGCGUCUGGCACACGGUCCCGGAUCACAUGUGGCGAGCUGCUGCCGGCCAGGACGGCGAGUGGUUCCACUCCAUGCUGCGAUCCUCUCAUCCUGUCGUCCUUUAUCUCCAUGGCAACGCAGGGACCAGAGGUGGCGACCACCGGGUACAGCUGUACAAGGUCCUCAGCUCGCUGGCCUACCACGUGGUUACCUUCGACUACCGAGGAUGGGGCGACUCGGACGGCUCGCCCUCUGAGGCGGGCAUGACGGUGGACUCUCUCUUCGUCUACACCUGGCUGCGGCAGCGAGUGGAGAAGCGACCGCUGUACAUCUGGGGACACUCUCUGGGGACCGGAGUGGCCACCAACCUGGUGCGGCAGCUGUGUGAGAGAGGAAGCCCUCCAGACGCUCUGGUGCUGGAGUCGCCCUUCACCAACAUCAGGGAGGAGGCCAGGAGUCACCCCUUCUCCACGAUCUACCGCUUCCUGCCUGGCUUUGACUGGUUCUUCUUGGACGCCAUCAGCGAGAACAAUAUCCGCUUCGCCAGCGAUGAGAACGUUCACCACAUCUCCUGCCCGGUGCUGAUCCUCCAUGCAGAAGAUGAUGCAGUGGUUCCGUUUCAUCUGGGUCAAAAGCUGUACCACCAGGCCACCCAGUCCCAGAGUCUGAGCGGUCACAAAGUCCAGUUUGUUCCCUUCCCUGCCAGUCGGAACUACAGGCACAAAUACAUCUACAGGAGCCCGGAGCUGCCGCGCAUUCUGAGGUACCGGCCCCUGGAGCCGCCCCUCCGCCUCCUCUUCUGUGACACUACGCUUCUUCCAGGGAGUUUUGGGGCGCAGCUCCGCCUCCAGGCCCCUGAACACAAGCUGGACUCCGGUGGAUUGAGGCGCAGCGUCCACUUCCUGUUGACAUUCCAGUGAGCUCGACUGCUGCGGUAGUCAUCGAGUCAUGAAUGUGUUUACGGACAGGCGGUAGCAAAAGCCAGUUUGCAGUUGAGUAUUAGGGUCAUUGGAGGAGGCUAUUUUUACCGUAAACGUUUAAUACUGUCUGCUAUUUAUAAAUGGAAGCCAAUUGUUGUGGCAGCUUUCUUCCUCCCAACUGGGCUGAACAUCAGUGCUGGUCCUCUGGAGCGGCGGGGAUUAUGGCUUCCAUCACUAGUGACUGGUCGAGUUGCAUCACGUCACAUGUCAUUGUUGCGCUGGGACACACCAGAAGGCAGAAGCUUGAGAGGACAAGGUUUCUUCAUGAGGUCCUGCCAGCGAUGACGUGUGUGUGUGUGUGAAAGCAAACUCCUCUGUUCCCACCCUUUCUAGAUUGUUGGACUGAACUGUCUGAUUAAACACUUGUGGCUCCA
Synchiropus splendidus (mandarinfish) is the source of this 1927-nucleotide messenger RNA. RefSeq names its product abhydrolase domain containing 12, lysophospholipase (gene abhd12). Gene Ontology annotation, biological process: monoacylglycerol catabolic process; phosphatidylserine catabolic process. The record is from RefSeq and is a predicted model, not a curated record. Bases 258 to 1493 code for a protein of 411 amino acids. Gene Ontology annotation, molecular function: monoacylglycerol lipase activity; phosphatidylcholine lysophospholipase A1 activity. The transcript is spliced from 13 exons. Gene Ontology annotation, cellular component: endoplasmic reticulum membrane. Lineage: Eukaryota; Metazoa; Chordata; Actinopteri; Syngnathiformes; Callionymidae.